This is a messenger RNA of Perca flavescens (yellow perch), 975 nucleotides long. Lineage: Eukaryota; Metazoa; Chordata; Actinopteri; Perciformes; Percidae. The record is from the annotation of a RefSeq genome assembly.
AUGAUUUCAACAUUGAUCACCCACAUUAUUAACCCCUUAGCCUUUAUCGUACCCGUCCUCCUGGCUGUUGCCUUCUUAACCCUACUUGAACGAAAAGUACUUGGUUACAUACAAUUACGAAAAGGCCCUAAUAUUGUAGGGCCUUAUGGGCUGCUGCAGCCAAUCGCCGAUGGUGUUAAACUCUUUAUUAAAGAACCUGUCCGACCUUCUACUGCUUCCCCUGUUCUUUUUCUUCUUGCCCCUAUUCUCGCCCUCACACUAGCCCUCACCCUUUGAGCCCCUAUGCCUAUGCCCUACCCUGUAUUUGACCUUAACCUAGGAAUCUUAUUCCUAUUAGCCCUAUCAAGCAUGGCCGUAUAUUCCAUUUUAGGCUCAGGCUGAGCAUCCAACUCUAAAUAUGCCCUCAUUGGAGCCCUGCGAGCCGUCGCCCAGACAAUUUCUUAUGAGGUUAGUCUUGGCCUAAUUCUUUUAAAUGUAAUUAUUUUCACUGGGGGCUUUACCCUACAAACCUUUAACGUAGCCCAAGAAAGCGUCUGAUUAAUCCUCCCAGCCUGGCCACUCGCCGCCAUAUGAUAUAUCUCGACCCUCGCAGAAACAAACCGUGCCCCCUUCGAUCUCACCGAAGGUGAGUCAGAACUGGUCUCAGGGUUUAAUGUCGAAUACGCCGGAGGACCCUUUGCGUUAUUUUUCUUGGCAGAGUAUGCAAACAUUCUACUUAUAAACACACUUUCUGCGACCCUGUUCUUAGGGGCUUCUCACAUUCCUUCUCUUCCUGAACUUACCGCUGUGAAUCUAAUGACUAAAGCAGCCCUCCUCUCAGUUGUAUUUCUCUGGGUUCGAGCCUCCUACCCUCGAUUUCGGUAUGAUCAACUAAUACACCUUAUUUGAAAAAAUUUCCUUCCCUUAACACUGGCCCUGGUUAUCUGACACCUAGCACUUCCCAUUGCAUUUGCUGGCCUCCCCCCUCAGCUAUAA